AUUUCUUUUGACCUCACGUCCAAGUUUCCAGUCUCCCCACGUCCUCUUUCCAUGGGAUUGACUGAUACCGACUGGUUGACCGACUUUGACCUUUACAUCAAUCCGUCCAGUCAAUAACUCUUCGCAAGACCACUCUCGUCCGACCCAACUGGACAAAAUAGCACAGCGCAGCGCAGCAUAUAAUUUUCCGGCAUUGCGGCCUCUCCCUCCGCCUCCUCCCUCCGGUCCUCAAUUAUCUUGGUCGGCGAAGAUUGCGAGAAUGAGCAAGGAAGUGGACGCGUGGCAGGACGAGUGGACCGAAGUAGCUGAUAAACACCCGACAUCUCCUCCUCCCACUGGCGAAUCCAACGUGGCCGGAGAACCGAAAAAGGUCUCGUCGAAGGUGACCAAGGCGCAGCGGCGGGCGCAACAGGCCGAGUUCAACAGACAACUAUGGGCGGAAGCUGAAGGCCCCCAAGAGACAAACUACUUUUUGGAAUCGCGCAAUGUCGUACCUCUACGCUCCGAAUUCAAGCCCCCGCCGAUCCUGUUGUCGCGAAAAGGCCCCAUCAUCCAGAAACCGCCCAAGCCGCCUACGAGUGGUUUACAAGCAUUAGAUCUGAAUGGCAACAAUAAAACAGCAGCGGAGGAGUCGUCGGAGGACGAUGAAGACGAAGUCAAAUCCCGCGAACAGACUCUGGCGGAACGUCAGGCGCAAGCGGCGCGAGAGCGCGAGGAGAAGCAGCGCCGGUACGAUGAGAGGCGACAGGAGCUUUUUGGACCGAAUACAGGGCAGCAGGGAAGCAGUACUAAGAAUAAUAACAGCAUACAUUCUUCUCAGCAGCAACACCAGCGUUACCAACAUUCAGGGACAUCAACGCCUUCGAGUCUCACGCCGCCGGGGUCAAGGUCGGCCACGCCGAAUCGAGCUCGAAUGCGAGGCGGAGGAGGUGGGGGUGGUGGAGGGCGACGUGGAGGAGGAACCGCAGCAGGAGGACAUGCCAUGUCCUCGAGGACGCGGUCUCGAGGAUCGCCAUCGUCGCAGUCAUCACAACAACAGCAGCAGCAACAAUCACAAUCACAACCAACUCGCGACCGUGAACGUGAACGUGAAUUAUACGACCCAUCAUAUGCCCCUAGACCGGAUUCAAAUUGGGGAGUUAUAUAUGACCAACAACAUCAGCAGCAGCAACAGCCACAACAGCGUUACGAAAAUGCAUUUGAUGGUAUGAUGACGGGAUCAAAUCCAGGAAUAAUCUCGUCUUCGAAUUCGACUUUUAGCUCGAGUUCAAGGUUGUCGAAUCUCAUUCAAUCUCCCGACCUGUAUGCAUCCCAGGCGCCGCCGCAGCAACGGCAACAGCCGCAGCAACCUAUUCGCGAGCCUCGAGGACCCGAUGGAUCUGGAAGAGGAGGGUUUGGAUUUUCUUCGGCAUCACAACAAUCAUCACGACUCGGACCUCGUGUUGUUCAGCGUACGCUAUGAUGGACGGAUAGAAUAGACGCUGCACAGUGCUGUACUGUUUGUAGAUACAGUACCCUGUGAUGCGUUAGACACCUAGAGUAUACCUAGGUAUAUCGUAAUCAUCUUUAGUAUCCACAAGGACGGACGGUCUAUCAGUCAUAUGCCAUGCCGUGCCGUGCAAUAAAAUGCCUUCAGAUUGGGAACACACAG
Molecule: messenger RNA, 1651 nt
Organism: Exophiala dermatitidis NIH/UT8656
Lineage: Eukaryota; Fungi; Ascomycota; Eurotiomycetes; Chaetothyriales; Herpotrichiellaceae
Exons: 3
Coding region: 260-1462 (400 amino acids)
Source: RefSeq, a predicted model, not a curated record